AAGAAGAAGAAGAGAAUGGGGGCGGCGGCGGAGCCGGCGCCGGCGCCGGGGGAGGAGGUGGCGGCGGAGAUGGGCGGAGGCGGCGGAGGGGGGAGUUUGGAGAGGAUUCUGGUGUCGGUGCGGCUGCGGCCGCUCAACGCGAAGGAGAAGGAGAAGGGCGACGCCUCGGAUUGGGAGUGCAUCAACAACACCACCAUCAUCUUCAAGAACAGCCUCCCCGAUCGAUCCAUGCUCCCCGCCGCGUACACCUUCGAUAGAGUAUUUGGAUGCGAAUGCGCCACAAGGCAAGUUUACGAGGAAGGAGCAAAGGAAGUUGCCCUGUCGGUUGUCAGCGGAAUAAAUUCGAGCAUAUUUGCGUAUGGACAAACGAGUAGCGGAAAAACGUACACAAUGACUGGAAUAACGGAGUAUAGCGUAGCAGAUAUUUACGACUACAUACAAAAGCAUGCGGAGAGAGAAUUUAUUCUAAAAUUCUCAGCUAUGGAGAUAUACAACGAAGCCGUGAGGGAUCUUUUGAGUGCUGAUACCACUCCUCUCCGGCUUCUUGAUGAUCCAGAGAAAGGGACUGUUGUUGACAAACUCACAGAGGAAACUCUGAGGGACCAAGAUCAUCUCAGGGAGCUCCUUGCUGUUUGCGAAGCUCAAAGGCAAAAUGGAGAAACCUCCUUGAAUGAAAUGAGCUCCAGAUCUCAUCAAAUACUCAGAUUGACAAUUGAAAGUUCUGCUCGAGAAUUCUUGGGAAAAGAUAGCUCAAGUACCCUUGCGGCCUGUGUGAAUUUUGUUGAUCUAGCUGGAAGUGAGCGUGCUUCUCAGGCAUUAUCAGCUGGUGUGAGGCUAAAAGAAGGUUGCCAUAUUAAUCGAAGUUUGCUUACUCUUGGAACUGUUAUUCGCAAGCUAAGCAAGGGAAGAAACGGUCACAUCCCAUACCGAGAUUCGAAGCUGACACGGAUAUUACAGCCCUCGUUAGGAGGUAAUGCAAGAACAGCCAUAAUUUGCACAAUGAGCCCUGCAAGAAGUCAUAUCGAGCAAUCCAGGAACACUCUUCUAUUUGCAAGCUGUGCCAAAGAAGUAGCUACCAAUGCACAGGUUAAUGUAGUGAUGUCUGACAAGGCACUGGUAAAGCAUCUGCAAAGAGAACUCACUAGAUUAGAAAGUGAGUUGAAGUACCCUGGAUCUGCUUCUUGCACCAUUCACUCUGAGGCCUUGAGAGAGAGAGAUGCCCAAAUUAGAAAGAUGGAAAAAGAAAUGAAGGAGCUGAUGCAGCAAAGAGAUCUUGUUCAGUCUCGGCUGGAGGACUUGCUCCGGUCUGUUGGGGAUGAUCACGACCGCAAUUCAAGACGAUGGGAUGAACUUAGCCAAUCCUCGAUUUCCCAUGUACGAGACGCAUCUGAAGAUGCAUUCUCAACGUCCGAGACAUACGGCAUAGCCUACCAAGAUCAAGAUUUGGGCUCUGCAAUGUUCGAUCAUUUAAAUUCACGCAACAUCCACGAUGAACAUAACAUAGACCAUACAGAGAAUCCAAACAAGAAACAAGCGAACUCACCUACGCACUCAAUCAGCAGUUCUAGGGCUUCUGGUAAGAUUCUGUAUCAAAGACAAGAAGAUUGUGAAGACCAAUGCAAGGAAGUCCAGUGUAUUGAGAUAAACAAGUUGAGUAGGGGCAAAAGUGAAGAUUUUAACCUCUUAUUUGCUGACGAAAGCGACAGUCUGCUACCUCUUACUGAUGCAGACAAGCUUGAACAUCAUGAACAGAAGCAUUCCGUGGGCACAGAUUUGUCAAGUGAACAUGAAGAACAACAAUCCAAUACCGUAACAAAGAAUGUAGACAAUUUUGUCAAACCAACUCCUAAUGAAUCAUCUAUGGUGGAUGCAAAUGUUAGCAAGCCAAAGACUAUUGAAUCUCUGCAUAUGGAGAGCAAUAAUACGAAUUCCAAGGUGUUUGCUGUAACUAGAAGUAGAAGUUGCAGGGCAAGCUUGACGAUGACUUCUACUUGGUUCGAGGACUCAGAUCUCACUAACAAUAGGACACCACCUGAAAGUUAUUUUAGGGACUACUCAGGAAGGACUGAAGCUAUCCGGAGAAGUCUCUUUUCACCAAAUUAUAAUAAUCCAAAUGAUAGGUUCUUAUUAGAAGGAUCUCAGUCUUCUGAAAAAUUCAGCCAUGAUGAGAUGAUUAAGGCGGAGGAUAUAAGCACUAAUUCUGUUCAUUCAAAGAUAGACGCCAACUCUGAAGAAGGUGUUAGCAUUGUUGGUAGCUAUGUUGAAGGUCAAAAGGAGAUGAGCGAAAAUCAGUACCUGAAACAACUCCCUGAUGACCAGUAUUCACGCCGCACUACCCCCAGCGAGGACUUUGGAGUAGAGAUAACUGUGAAGGACGUUGGUGUGGACCCAGUGUUAAGCUCUUUGUCUGAAUCGCCAUCACGAUGUCUCAUGGAAUUCGAGAGAAAGCAGCAGGAGAUAAUUGACCUUUGGCAUGCGUGCAAUGUCUCCUUAGUCCACAGGACUUAUUUUUUUCUACUUUUCAAGGGAGACCCCUCAGACUCGAUAUACUUGGAAGUUGAGCACAGGAGGCUGUCCUUCUUGAGGAACUCCUUUUCAUCUGACCUCGCGAAACAAGCAGCAGAGGGCGAACUCAAUGGUGUUGUUGCAUCAAGCCUGAAAAAUCUUCGUCGUGAGAGGGAGAUGCUGUACAGGCAGAUGCUAAAGAAGUUGCCUGAAAAGGAAAGAGAGAGCCUUUACAACAAGUGGGGUGUUGCAUUGAACUCAAAACAAAGAAGAUUACAGUUGGCCCGCCGCGUAUGGACUAAAACCGACAUGGAGCAUGUGCGAGAAAGUGCUUCGCUUGUGGCCAGGCUUAUCGGUCUCUUAGAACCGGGGCAAGCCCUAAAGGAGAUGUUCGGAUUAAGCUUCACACUCGCACCGCAGUUAACUAACAGAAGAUCAUUGAGCUGGAAACCAGGGAUGUCUUUCACUUAAAAAUGAACGAAGAUUUGGAUAGUCACUAUUCUCCUUUGGCUUGACUAAUCGACUAUUUUUUAAAGUUCCCAGUGUUUGAUUUAUGUGAUUCUUUUGAGUGUGUCAUUGUUUUAUAGGGUGGGUGGCUUGUAAAUUCGAAGUGAUUAACCAAAUUAUACCAAUGUACUGUGUAUUGUGUGUUUGUAUGUGUACACUUGAAUGAAUAAAAAGCCAGCAUGGCUAUUUGUUGCUUUAGUAAAA
Messenger RNA from Ananas comosus (pineapple), 3216 nucleotides. RefSeq names its product kinesin-like protein KIN-7J. The record is from RefSeq and is a predicted model, not a curated record. NCBI's taxonomy places the organism in Eukaryota, Viridiplantae, Streptophyta, Magnoliopsida, Poales, Bromeliaceae. The transcript has 13 exons. Gene Ontology annotation, biological process: microtubule-based movement. Bases 16 to 2976 code for a protein of 986 amino acids. Gene Ontology annotation, molecular function: ATP binding; microtubule binding; microtubule motor activity.